AUGGCGUCAGUGCGGGGCGCAAGGAAAGCGCCGGCCGCGCAGAACCCUGCGACAUUUGACAAUGACAGCGAUAGGAACGAAACGGAAGUGGUAGAAGAUGAUAUUGCCCAUGCCACGGCCGACACCGAAGACGAGAGCAGCGGGAGCGAGGUCGAGGAAGUGCCCAUCGCAGCCACGCGGCAGCAAGCAAAGCAGCGUAGCACAGCAGCACAGCGCCGCCAGCAACAGGAUCACGCGACGCGGCGUGCACGGCAGCGCAAUCCCACCUCCUCACACACCUCGCGCCGCGCCCGUCGUGCAGCGCAAGCAGCGACCGAGGUAGAGGAGCCGCUGCCAACGCCUGCGCCUGUAGAGCAGCAGCAACUCGAUCCUGCUCUCUUUGCAGCUGCGUUUGCAAAAAGCGGCGAUGCUGCAGCGCGCGCUGUGGUGGAGCAACAGCGGCGCGCCCCGCCGAAAAAGCACGCGCUCGGCGUUGACGGCCAGCCGCUCGUGCGCAUUAACAGCGGCAAGACGAUUGUGCGCGCCCUGGGCAUAGCAGCAGAGCACGACGUCGCCGAUGCGCCCCUUGAGCACACAGCACUUGACCCCCGCCGUGCUCUGCCCAAUGCCAAGCAGCGCAGUUUCAAGAAGCGCAAACUGGGCCUUCGCGCGUCCGAUAUUCGUCCUACCGCACUGGAUGUACAGCCGCGCGUGCUGCAGAAACGAGCGGCGCGGAAGCGUGACCACGACGACGACCCCCUAGGCCUGCACGAUCCCGCAUUCAUGCCUGGCGGCGAAUAUGCCCACCUUACUGGAAGAAGCAAGCGGGGAGAAAGGCCAAGUGCCAAGAUGCAUGGCGGAUCGCGCGGCAGCGGCGCCAGAGUAAGGAAUACGUAUGCGCCGGGGCUAGGCCCAGCGUCGAAUUUUGCUCGUACAAGAAUGUAG
This is a messenger RNA of Malassezia vespertilionis, 924 nucleotides long. RefSeq lists its product as uncharacterized. Lineage: Eukaryota; Fungi; Basidiomycota; Malasseziomycetes; Malasseziales; Malasseziaceae. Bases 1 to 924 code for a protein of 307 amino acids. The transcript has a single exon. The record is from RefSeq and is a predicted model, not a curated record.